Microthlaspi erraticum is the source of this 261-nucleotide messenger RNA. NCBI's taxonomy places the organism in Eukaryota, Viridiplantae, Streptophyta, Magnoliopsida, Brassicales, Brassicaceae. The record is from the annotation of a GenBank genome assembly.
AUGACGCUUUACUUCGAAAAUCCUGAUCAUCAAGGUCACCAAGUUGGCCCUGAUGAUCCUCAGAUCACAGAAGCUGUAGUGAACAUCGAUAGGUUAAUAGGAAGAAUCAUCGAUGGGUUAGAGAAAAGAGAGAAAGUCGUUGUUCUUGAUGAUUUAGCUUCUUGGAUCGAAAUCCCUAGCAGCUGGGUUCAGUAUUACACUCCGUUGCUAGCGAUUAAACCGCCUUCGAAUGGAAACGCAGCGGAUAUGUGGCGAAGAUGA